GAUUGACUUCCUUCUUUCGAUAUCAAUCAUUCUCCAAUUUUUACUUCUAAGCCAGAAAUUGAUGGCAAUGCUGAGAGCAUUAAUGAGCUUGGCUAUUUCAGCCAUGCUCAUCAACUUAGCUAUGGCGGCAAACCACACAGUUGGAGGCCCAAACGGUGGGUGGGACACAUCGACUAAUGUCCAAACAUGGGCAUCAUCUCAAUCAUUUUUAGUUGGAGAUAAUUUGAUUUUCCAGUAUGCACCAAGCCAUGAUGUGGUGGAGGUUCCCAAGGCAGACUAUGACUCCUGCCAAGCAAGUAACCCAAUUCAGUCUUACAGUGGUGGCACCACAACCAUCCCACUCUCUUCACCAGGCAAGAGAUACUUCAUCUGUGGAACAGCAGGACAUUGCAGCCAAGGAAUGAAGCUUCAAAUAAACACUCUUGCAACAUCAGCUCCACCAACCCCAUCUCCUACAAUCCAACCACCAACUUCAGAAGUGACUCCUUUAGUUCCUACUCCAGCUCCAGAAGAAAGUGAUGCUCCCUCACCAACACAAACGCCUGCAGAAUCCACUCCCACAGUGCUGCCUCCUUCGCCAUCUGACUCACCAACACAAACGCCUGCGGAAUCCACUCCCACAGUGCUGCCUCCUUCACCAUCUGACUCGUCUUCGGAGGAUCCUUCAUUAUCACCCUCUUUUACUCCUCCAACUGAAUCUGAUCAAUCCCAUCAAACUUCUUCAACUGGAUCUUCAGCUGAAACACCUUCCUCAUCAGCUCACAAACAAGGCAGUUUUCUUUUUAAUAUCACAAUGGGGGUCAUCUUUGUAAUGAUUAUGCUUCAGGCAUACUAAGCAUAUCGGAUUAUUUCCUUGUGAAAAAUGUAAUCCGUGGCCAAAGUUAAUUUAACCUUAUGCAUUUGGGGAACAAGUUCAUUUAAAAGCAUUCAAUGUUA
Quercus lobata is the source of this 936-nucleotide messenger RNA. RefSeq names its product uclacyanin 1-like. The transcript has 2 exons. Gene Ontology annotation, molecular function: electron transfer activity. The record is from RefSeq and is a predicted model, not a curated record. Bases 62 to 835 code for a protein of 257 amino acids. Gene Ontology annotation, cellular component: plasma membrane. Lineage: Eukaryota; Viridiplantae; Streptophyta; Magnoliopsida; Fagales; Fagaceae.